Brassica napus (rape) is the source of this 1050-nucleotide messenger RNA. RefSeq names its product 31 kDa ribonucleoprotein, chloroplastic-like. The record is from RefSeq and is a predicted model, not a curated record. Gene Ontology annotation, molecular function: mRNA binding. NCBI's taxonomy places the organism in Eukaryota, Viridiplantae, Streptophyta, Magnoliopsida, Brassicales, Brassicaceae. The coding region runs from base 38 to 907 and encodes 289 amino acids. Gene Ontology annotation, cellular component: cytosol. The transcript is spliced from 3 exons.
UAGCUUUCCUCACAAAUUAUUUACUUAUCUUGGUUCGAUGAUAAUGGCAGCCUCCUGCUUCGCAACUCCCUUAUCUUCUUCUUCUUCUCGAUCAUCCUCCAAUGCCAUCCCAAAAUGCAAAACUCUAAUCCCUUCGUGCUCUUACCUGAAAGCGUCUACCACCCCUCUCCAUCUCUCUUCUCUGUCUCGCCACUGUGUAGCUCAACGACUGCAGCAAAUCAAGGUCUCUUCUUCUUCUUCAGAAUUAUCAGUUCUAGAUGAAGAGAAACAAGAAGAAGUCGAAGUUGAUGGAGAGACAGGUGAAGAAACCGAAGCUGAGCCAGUGGUGAUGAAGAAGCCGAGACCUUGCGAGCUAUACGUUUGCAAUAUCCCAAGAAGCUAUGACAUUGCUCAGCUUCUCGAAAUGUUUCAGCCUUUUGGAACUGUCAUCUCCGUCGAGGUAUCUCGAAAUCCACAGACUGGGGAGAGCCGUGGAAGUGGAUUUGUCACGAUGGGUUCUAUCAACUCUGCCAAAAACGCCAUCGCUUCUCUUGAUAUGAAGGAAGUAGGUGGUCGGGAGAUGCGGGUAAGGUACUCUGUUGAGAUGAAUCCAGGAGCCAGGAGAAACUCAGCAGCCUUGAACUCAACGCCGAAGAAGAUUCUCAUGUACGAAAGCCAGUACAAGGUUUACGUCGGAAACCUCCCUUGGUCAACGCAGCCCGAUGAUUUGAGAGACCAUUUCAGCAGUUUUGGGACAGUCGUGAGCGCGAGAGUGUUGCACGACCGCAAGACUGGGAAAAACAGAGUCUUUGCCUUUCUUUCGUUUGCAAGCCUUGAAGAACGUGAUGCGGCUCUGUCACUCAAUGGAACAGAAUAUGAAGGCCGCAAAAUCAUAGUCAGAGAAGGUAUCGAGAGGACCGAGUCUUAAACCAUUUUUCAUCGUUCCAUCUGUUUUUGAAGUUUCUUGUUACUCUUUAGUGUAAUUUUCCAAACCGAUCCUGGCAUCUCAUUAUGUAUGAUUUUCUUCUCCGACUCAUCUACUUUUACAAAUCAAGUGUAAUCGUCAGUCAA